AUGGCCCUGAAUCCUGCAGUCGGCACGCUGGCACCAUUGCCGCCCAUCCUCCUCCACGGCUCCAUCGUCAUCGCUAUCUUCGCCUUCCUUUCCUUCUUCGCAAGCCUGGCGCUGUUCAUCUACCUAACUGUCAAGAUUGUCUCGUGGCAGCUCUCGAGAAAACACCAUGUUGCGGAUACCGCCACCGGCCAAGGCUUCUCCAUGGACGUCCAGGACUUCACGCCGUGCGCCGCCUGCAAGUCAUUUCAUCUUUCGACCAAGACGAGACAGCUUCCACCUAGGAGAAAGCUACCGAACCAGUUUCUGGUCCUAAUCUUCAACCUUCUCCUCGCCGACCUCCACCAGGCCACAGCCUUCCUUCUGAGCUCUUCCUGGGCAGCUCAGAACGACAUCAUGGUCGGAACGUCGACAUGUUUCGUUCAGGGCCUGUUCAUCUGCACCGGCGAUCUUGCCUCCAGCUGCUUCAUGUCGGCCAUUGCCAUUCACACCUAUUUUUCAAUCGUCAAGGGAUACCGGCCGUCCCAUAGGGUGCUGUAUGCCUGCAUGAUCGGGAUCUGGGUAUUUGACUACGCAAUGGCGCUUCUCCCGGUGGCGGCCACGCACAACGGCGCCGCCAACGGCGGUUAUUUCGUUCGCGCUGCUGCUUGGUGCUGGAUAAGCCGAGAAUACGAGCUCCUCCGCCUGCUAACGCACUACCUCUUCAUCUUCAUCUCCAUCGUCGUAGCCACGACCUUCUACGCCCUCAUCGUCCUCUUCCUGCGGCGGCAGCACCAGCGCGGCGGCCUGGAAAACGUAAAGGACAAGCACCACCCGGCCUUCCUCGCCUACCCCUUGAUCUACCUCGUCUGCAUCCUGCCACUCGCCCUGGGCCGCAUCGCCACCAUGGCCGGCAGCGAGCCGCCGGUGGGCUACUUCUGCUUCGCGGGCGCGCUGACGGCCAGCAACGGCUGGCUCGACGUCGUGCUCUUCGCCACCACGCGGCGCGCCAUCGUCUUCGCCACCGGCAACGACCUGGCCAACGAGGAUACGGGGCUGGACACCUUCGCCUUCAUGCGCACGCCGGCCACUGGCUUUGGGAACAUGGUGUGGGUACGCGGCGGGCGGGCCGAGCACGAGCGGGAGCGGGAGCGGGCGGAUCACGGCGGGUGGUGGCGGAUCCGGGGGGACUCGCAGGCAGGCGCCCGACAUGUCGGGGGAAAUCUGGGAACGACCUCGAGCCAGACUUCGCUGACACCGCAGGGCGGGAAUACGAUUCAGAUGGAGGUUGUCACGUCGGUCCUUGUUGAGAGCGACGGAAGUGGGGAGAGGAGCAUGGCCGACUCGAGAGCGUUGUCGAUCAACAGUAUGGAUAAAGACCAGUAUAGCCGGCGGAACUAA
Molecule: messenger RNA, 1377 nt
Organism: Anthostomella pinea
Lineage: Eukaryota; Fungi; Ascomycota; Sordariomycetes; Xylariales; Xylariaceae
Source: the annotation of a GenBank genome assembly